Molecule: messenger RNA, 2883 nt
Organism: Scomber scombrus (Atlantic mackerel)
Lineage: Eukaryota; Metazoa; Chordata; Actinopteri; Scombriformes; Scombridae
Gene: tcp11l2
Product: t-complex 11, testis-specific-like 2
Exons: 10
Coding region: 110-1699 (529 amino acids)
Biological process (GO): signal transduction
Source: RefSeq, a predicted model, not a curated record
GACCUUUAAACGCAAAGACAAACAUUACAGCAAGAAGACCAAUUCCCCUCCAGACCUGAGCUAUUUUGGUGUCAGUCUCUCAGGAGACUUGAAUGAGCUGUAACCCAAGAUGCCUCUUAACAAUGAGCGACCCGUCUCCACGUCCAGCGGUGAAGAUCAAGGCAGUGAUGUAGAAUCAUCAUCGGAGCGCUGCGACAGCAUGACCUCGACCAGUGACCUGGACUGCUCCCGUGAAAGCUUCACUAGCGACUGCUCUAGCAAGCAUUGCACACCCUCGUCGAGCCCACCCAAAACCAUAACCCUGGACGAAGUCAUGGAGUCUGCCAGAGACCUUGUCAAUCUCAGCUUUGCCCAUGAGAUCAUCGUGAAUCACAAAUUUCACCUGGAGCCAGACAGCCUACCACAGAACAGUUUAUGGAAGAUGGUUAGAGAAAAUGUCCACAAGGCGUUCUGGGACAUCCUGGAGUCUGAGCUGAAUGAUGACCCACCUGAGUACGGACAAGCCAUCAGACUAUUGGAGGAAAUCAGAGAGAUCUUACUGUCAUUCCUUAACCCGGGUGCCAAUCGGAUGAGGACCCAGAUCAUGGAGGUGCUGGACAUGGACCUUAUUCGUCAGCAGGCUGACAACGAUGCUGUAGACAUACAGGGGCUUGCCUCUUACAUUAUCACCACCAUGGGCAAGAUGUGUGCACCAGUUAGGGAUGAAGAAAUCAAGAAACUGCGGGACAGCACAGAUAACAUUGCAACAAUGUUCAGAGAGAUCUUCCGUGUGCUGGACCUAAUGAAGGCGGACAUGGUCAACUUCACCAUCGAUAAUCUGAGGCCUGUCCUGCAGAAGCAGAGUGUUGAAUAUGAGAGGGAAAAGUUCCAGAGCAUCCUGGAAAAAACACCUGGUGCUUUGGACCACACAACUGCCUGGAUCAAAUCUACACUGGAUGAGCUGCUGCCGGCUACCAUCCCCACACAGCAAACUAAUGGUCAGGGGAAAGGGCAGCGAGCGAAGCCUGGGCCCUUCCAAGUCCUCAAUGCGGCCUUCCUCCACAUCCUCACAUGGGACUACGAUAAGAGCCCAUUGCCUGAGACCUGGAUGACAGAUGAGACACGUCUCCGAGAGAUUCAAUGGCAGCUCCAGCAGUGUCAGGCAGUGAAUGAAGUGCUGCUCAUCGUCUAUAGCACUAUUGGAGGGCCUAUCCAGGGUCUGUCCUCCCUGUCUGACCGGCUGAAAAGGAUGACCAGUGUGCUUUUGGAUGGGAUGCACAGCCCAAACUUUAAAAUGGAAGAGGCACUAGAGGGUGUCAGUGCUCAGAUCUGCUGUGAGCUCAACAAGUCUUUAACAGAGAGGAACUACCCAACACUGACCCCAGCAUUACAGGCCACCCUCACAGGCCAGAUCUGUAGCAUCACCCAGAAGGACAACCCCAUCCGCACUUUAGUUGAGGACCGUGUGCAGCAGUACUUCAUGAUACUCAUCUGUGAUCCUAAACCCCAGGCCAAACUUGAACAGGUACCAGCUGGCUUGACUGCCAUAAAACCUGAACUAGCAUUGAUGGGAGCAAAGUUCAUCUCCAUGGUCAACUACAACAAGACUGUUUAUGGACCUUUCUAUGCGGAUAUCAUCAGGAAGCUGAUGUUCAGCAGUAGCCCACCAGCAACAAACCCUCCUCAGGACACCGCCCAAGACUCUGUCACCACUACUUAAAACAAGAAUUUGAUUCAUGCAGACUAGAGAAGCUUUGAAUACUAGACAUAGCUGAAGCUAAGGACGUACUAAAAUAACUUAGGCAGCACUCCUGCUUUGCUCAGCCAGUGUACUCCAAUAAUUUCAGUUAACUUCAACGUAUUAUAAAUGUAGUUUUUAUCACUACAUUCAGCAGUGAAAGGCACUGCAGUGUCAGCAUUUCGUGUGACCUGCACAUGUUGUGCUAAAUGCCAUAAAAUAUGCUCUCCUAUGAACAUCCACUGCUUCAAACAGGAAAAGCAGUGUUAAAAAGAUCAAUUUCUGAACCUAAUGGUGACCCCCGAGGUUUGUCUUUAAUCAAAGUUUGUACUUAUUUUGAAGGGAGUGCAUAUGGGGAGAAAAGGGCAAAACCUUAGUAUGUCUAUUACAUACAGUGAGCUUUAUCAAGCAAAGAGGAAUAAAAACCAUAUAUUUAGAAUAGUAGCAGAGUAGCAUUUCAGAUUCUUUACAUAUAACAUAACAAAGUUAUUUAUCACUGUUAAAUGUUAAGGUUUUUUUAUAGUUUACUAUAUAGUGUGCUGAAACUAAAGUAAACUAUAGGAAGAAUUGACAAUAGCAAGUGCCACCUUUUACAGAUAUUAAUGCAAAACAUGAUAGCCCUUAUCCCUUGGAUUUAGUCCUUUGAUUGCUCUUCCUUUUUCAUCAGCCAGAAAAACAUUCUGUAUUUUUUACCUUUUGAUCCACUGAUAUUCCUAAACAGCAGAAAAAUAAAGUAGAAGUUUAAAUGUUUUGGAUUUUGAUUUCUCAAAGGAAGCAAUAACUGUUGUCUGCAUGAGUAGCUUUGUGUUGGGUUUUUUGUCAUUUUAGUUUUUACUUGAGCAACUUGUUGGAGUAUUUGUCAAAUGUUGUAUGUUCAGUAUUUCUACUUAUUCUCUGCCCGUGGAAUAUUUGUUAUACGGAUUUAGUUGUUAUUUUUGUUACAUUUUGAGGUACUGUAGUUGUUACAGUAUUGCUGUGUUGGCUGUUAGAACCCAUGGAGAAAUGAAAGGUGCUGAAUUCAAAGUGAUGUCCAAAGUGGACCCAAAGAUGCACAAAGAAAAGCAGUUACGUAUUUUGUAAAAGUUUACAUGAAAAAUGUGGGAAGUUGUUGUUCUUUUCUUCUGUACCACAACUAAUAUAAUAAAACUUUUAAAGGAAAAACUAAA